CAUGAAUUCAGUCUAUCCUGCCCUUUUUAGAAGUUGUGAUCGUUUUUUAAUUUUGUUUUUAAGUUACUAAAUAGAAGACUUACUUCCGACUUGAAAAUGAAUAACACCACUAACUUUUAUUGCUGCACUUUUUGUGCCCAGAGAAGUAAAGCCGUUCCGACGAAACUAAAAUAUGAAAGCACUGAUAUUUCCAAAGGACAAAGGGUUAUAAUUGCAGAGAUGGUCAAGAUUUUUUGCAUAGAUAUUAUUCAAUUAUUUUUAGACGACAACUGGUCUAUAUGCGAUAAAUGUUUAACACAACUUAAAAGUUGUUUCGAAUUUGGGCAACAAAUAAAAGAAUCGGUAAUAUUGUUGAGAAAGACUAAUGAGGCAGAAGAAAAAGUUCAACACAGCACCACGACGAUAAUCCCCAAUGAAAUUACUGGCAAGAAACUAAAAACCAACAAACGUGAAAGGGAAAACGCGAGACCCAUUUUACCAAAAAUUUCAAACGCAACAGAAGCAACUCCAAAAAUUUGCAAAGCAGAAAAUAACACUCCUCGGGUGUACAGAUGCUUGGAAUGUGAGCAAACUUUUAGUUCAUAUAAACACCUAAAAGCUCAUGAAAAGGAUUGCAGUAAUGAAACGAAAAUAGCAGGCGUUUCUAUUUGCAAAUUUUGUCAUUUAUGCUUUAAAGAUGACAAGACACUUGCAAAUCAUCAAAGUCUGCUGCACAACAAGCAGCAAUUCUCCUGUUGCAUAUGUAAGGGUAAAUUUUUCGCUUCCAAAGGAUAUCUCACAAGACACAUACAUGAUGUACACAGCCAUACGCACCUUCAUUACUUCUGUGGAGAAUGUGAAGAAAUAACUUCAAUGUCUACCGAUGAACAUAUUAAAUCUCAUUUUGAUGAAUUUCAUUCAUCGAAGGCUGACAGAGCCAUACAACAUGAGGACCACGAAACACUGAAUGAAGAUGACAUGGAUUUAGAAAUGCAUGAGGAAUUUUUGGAUGAGUUUCUACUGGCUCAUACUAAUGAGAAUUCAUUCCAAUUUUCUGAAUGUUGGGAGGCUUUAGAUCUACAUCUACCCGAAAUGCUUCAUGACAAUCCUACAGACAACCAAAACAAUGGAAAACACACUGAUGCAUUUUUUUGCCCCAAAUGUUUAGAGAGAUUUCACAAAAUGCCUAUACUGCUUCGGCAUUUGAUUGAAACCCACAAACUAUCUUUAUUAUUAUGCCAAUCAUGUAAAAAAACAUUUUCCGCCAUUAGAGAUUACCAGCUGCAUAAAAGGACAAAGUGCAUUGAAAACACCGAGGCCGCAUUUAUACAUUGUCCAUACUGCACUAAGGAAUUCAACUCGACUUUCAACCUUAAACAGCAUAUUCGCAGUAUUCACACACAGUUUAAGAAACACAUUUGUCAAUUGUGCGAUAAACAGUUUGCAACAUUGGACCAUUUGAAAAAACAUGUCCUUAGUUUACAUCAAAAUGAACGUAAACAUGAGUGUCACCUCUGCUCAAAGCGUUUCACACAACUGUGUCACUUAAAACAGCAUUUGGCUAUUCACACGACAGGAAAAUCGAUUCAAUGUACACAAUGUUCAGAGAAAUUUUGGCGGAAUAUUGAUAUGAGGCGUCAUCAACAAAAACGCCAUAAUUUUCGUGAAGAAAUCUCUGCAUUAAGGAAAGGAACUGAGUUGGAGUCCAGCUGAUAUUUUUCACAAAAACCAUUCGGAUUUCACAAAAAAUAAACAUUUUAUUGUUAAUAUUAUCAA
Musca domestica (house fly) is the source of this 1755-nucleotide messenger RNA. Its product is annotated as zinc finger protein 888. Lineage: Eukaryota; Metazoa; Arthropoda; Insecta; Diptera; Muscidae. The record is from RefSeq and is a predicted model, not a curated record. Bases 97 to 1692 code for a protein of 531 amino acids. Gene Ontology annotation, cellular component: nucleus. Gene Ontology annotation, molecular function: zinc ion binding. The transcript is spliced from 2 exons.